Messenger RNA from Tinamus guttatus (white-throated tinamou), 829 nucleotides. The record is from RefSeq and is a predicted model, not a curated record. NCBI's taxonomy places the organism in Eukaryota, Metazoa, Chordata, Aves, Tinamiformes, Tinamidae.
CCCCUGUGUAUCUCCAGGGCUGUGUUGAUCAUCCGAUUGUGCUGACAGAAGCCGUGUGCAAUCCACUCUACUCGAGGCAAAUGAUGUCAGAGCUCCUCUUCGAAUGUUACCAAGUUCCAAAAGUGUCCUACGGCGUAGACAGCUUGUACAGCUUCUACCACAACAGAAGGCAGAACUGGCCCUGCAGUGGUUUAAUAAUAUCCUCAGGUUAUCAGUGUACACAUAUUUUGCCAGUCUUAGAGGGCAGAUUGGAUGCUAAAAACUGCAAGCGCAUUAAUCUUGGAGGGUGUCAAGCUGCUGUCUACCUGCAACGUCUCCUUCAGCUAAAAUACCCAGGACAUUUUGCUGCCAUCACUCUCAGCCGUAUGGAGGAAAUACUGCAUGAGCAUAGCUACAUUGCAGAGGACUAUAUAGAAGAGCUACAAAAGUGGCGCUCCCCUGAGUACUAUGAGAACAACAUGCACAAGAUGCAGCUGCCUUUCUCCAACAAGCUCCUGGGCAGCACCCUGACGUCGGAGGAGAAGCAGGAGAGGCGGCAGCAGCAGCUGCGUCGCCUUCAAGAGCUCAACGCGCGUCGGCGAGAGGAGAAGCUGCAGCUCGACCAAGAGAGGCUGGACAGGCUGCUCUAUGUUCAGGAACUUCUAGAAGAUGGUCAAAUGGAUCAAUUUCACAAAGCUUUGGUGGAGCUGAACAUGGACUCUGCAGAAGAGCUUCAGUCUUACAUCAAUAAACUGAGUCUGGCAGUUGAACAAACAAAGCAGAAAAUUCUCCAGGCAGAAGUCAAUAUUGAAGUGGAUGUUGUGGACAGCAAACCAGAGGUAUAACACUG